Messenger RNA from Setaria italica (foxtail millet), 447 nucleotides. Its product is annotated as maf-like protein DDB_G0281937. The record is from RefSeq and is a predicted model, not a curated record. The transcript is spliced from 6 exons. The coding region runs from base 79 to 447 and encodes 122 amino acids. Lineage: Eukaryota; Viridiplantae; Streptophyta; Magnoliopsida; Poales; Poaceae. Gene Ontology annotation, molecular function: nucleoside triphosphate diphosphatase activity.
GCCAUCAAGCUGAAGCUCCAUGGCGACUUUGCUCCAGGUAGAGACCAGACUACCCUUCUGAUCACCUCCGACCAGGUCAUGGUGGGCAAAGGGAUAGUACGGGAAAGACCACAGAGUGCAGAAGAAGCCAGGGAAUUUAUCAAGGGUUAUUCGGAUGAUCGAGCAUUUGCGGUGAACUUUGUUCUCGUGAGCAACCUAAGCACUGGGGCUACAAGAGGAGGAUGUGACAUACCUGAGAUCAAGUUUCAGCACAUACCGGUCGAGUUCAUCAACAGAGUGGUUAAUCAAGCCGACAUGAUCUGUGUCACCGGAGGGCUUAAGCUGACAUAUCUGUCAGUACUGCCAUUCAUCAAAGAACUUGUCGGUACAGCGGAUAGCGUUCGAGGUCUUCCAAGUGAGCUCACGGAGAAGGUUAUUCAAGAAUCACUGGAAGCAGAAGCAGAGUGA